AUGUGUGAGCUAGGCCGACAAGGAGAAGCAUUAAUGUGUGAGCUAGGCCAAAUAGGAGAAGCAUUAAUGUGUGAACUAGGCCAACAAGGAGAAGCAUUAAUGUGUGAGCUAGGCCAACAACGAGAAGCAUUAAUGAGUGAGCUAGACCAACAACGAGAAGCAUUAAUGUGUGAGCUAGGCCAACAACGAGAAGCAUUAGUGUGUGAGCUAGGCCAACAACGAGAAGCAUUAAUGUGUGAGCUAGACCAACAACGAGAAGCAUUAAUGUGUGAGCUAGGCCAACAACGAGAAGCAUUAAUGAGUGAGCUAGACCAACAAGGAGAAGCAUUAAUGUGUGAGCUAGGCCAACAACGAGAAGCAUUAGUGUGUGAGCUAGGCCAACAACGAGAAGCAUUAAUGAGUGAGCUAGGCCAACAAGGAGAAGCAUUAAUGUAUGAGCUAGGCCAGCAAGGAGAAGCAUUAAUGAGUGAGCUAGGCCAACAAGGAGAAGCAUUAAUGAGUGAGCUAGGCCAACAAGGAGAAGCAUUAAUGUGUGAGCUAGGCCAACAAGGAGAAGCAUUAAUGAGUGAGCUAUGCCAACUAGGAGAAGCAUUAAUAUGUGAGCUAGGCCAACAAGGAGAAGCAUUAAUGAGUGAGCUAGGCCAACAAGGAGAAGCAUUAAUGAGUGAGCUAGGCCGACAAGGAGAAGCAUUAAUGUGUGAGCUAGGCCAACAAGGAGAAGCAUUAAUGUGUGAGCUAGGCCAACAAGGAGAAGCAUUAAUGUGUGAGCUAGGCCGACAAGGAGAAGCAUUAAUGUGUGAGCUAGGCCAACAAGGAGAAGCAUUAAUGUGUGAGCUAGGCCAACAAGGAGAAGCAUUAAUGUGUGAGCUAGGCCAACAACGAGAAGCAUUAAUGAGUGAGCUAGACCAACAACGAGAAGCAUUAAUGUGUGAGCUAGGCCAACAACGAGAAGCAUUAGUGUGUGAGCUAGGCCAACAACGAGAAGCAUUAAUGUGUGAGCUAGGCCAACAACGAGAAGCAUUAAUGUGUGAGCUAGGCCAACAACGAGAAGCAUUAAUGAGUGAGCUAGACCAACAAGGAGAAGCAUUAAUGUGUGAGCUAGGCCAACAACGAGAAGCAUUAGUGUGUGAGCUAGGCCAACAACGAGAAGCAUUAAUGAGUGAGCUAGGCCAACAAGGAGAAACAUUAAUGUAUGAGCUAGGCCAGCAAGGAGAAGCAUUAAUGAGUGAGCUAGGCCAACAAGGAGAAGCAUUAAUGAGUGAGCUAUGCCAACAAGGAGAAGCAUUAAUGUGUGAGCUAGGCCAACAAGGAGAAGCAUUAAUGAGUGAGCUAUGCCAACUAGGAGAAGCAUUAAUAUGUGAGCUAGGCCAACAAGGAGAAGCAUUAAUGAGUAAGCUAGGCCAACAAGGAGAAGCAUUAAUGAGUGAGCUAGGCCAACAAGGAGAAGCAUUAAUGAGUGAGCUAGGCCAACAACGAGAAGCAUUAAUGAGUGAGCUAGGCCAACAAGGAGAAGCAUUAAUGAGUGAGCUAUGCCAACAAGGAGAAGCAUUAAUGUGUGAGCUAGGCCAACAAGGAGAAGCAUUAAUGAGUGAGCUAGGCCAACAAGGAGAAGCAUUAAUGAGUGAGCUAGGCCAACAAGGAGAAGCAUUAAUAUGUGAGCUAGGCCAACAAGGAGAAGCAUUAAUGUGUGAGCCAUGCCAACAAGGAGAAGCAUUAAUAUGUGAGCUAGGCCAACAAGGAGAAGCAUUAAUGUGUGAGCCAUGCCAACAAGGAGAAGCAUUAAUGUGUGAGCUAGGCCAACAAGGAGAAGCAUUAAUAUGUGAGCUAGGCCAACAAGGAGAAUCCUUAAUAUGUGAACUAGGCCAACAACGAGAAGCAUUAAUGUGUGAGCUAGGCCAACAAGGAGAAGCAUUAAUGUGUGAGCUAGGCCAACAACGAGAAGCAUUUAUAUGUGAGCUAGGCCAACAAGGAUAA
Molecule: messenger RNA, 1974 nt
Organism: Mytilus trossulus (common blue mussel)
Lineage: Eukaryota; Metazoa; Mollusca; Bivalvia; Mytilida; Mytilidae
Product: ciliary rootlet coiled-coil protein 2-like
Exons: 1
Coding region: 1-1974 (657 amino acids)
Source: RefSeq, a predicted model, not a curated record